UUCAGUGCAUCAAAAAUACUCAUAAACAACCAACCGAAACCCAAACAGAAGCACAAAUCAGUGUAAGCUUUCAGCUUUUUUAAACAAUCACAUUACGCAUAAAGCUAAACACGCACGCGCGAGGCCCAAUCAAAACAAACACGUAUUUUGCGAUGUAAACAUGAACGAGCGUAAGAUAUUACUCUUCGUACUCUCCGUUAUAUUUUAUUGCUUCUACAGUGUGCAAAUGUGGUUUACGACGACUAAUGUGAACGAAGAAAAACCCCUGAGUUCUAAUGUAAACACCGACAAGCCAGAAGUUAACGGUAAUAAGUCAAACAUUUCACAGCCGAAUGUUGUGAAGCCGAAAGUGAUACCUUUAUUCCUCAAAGACGCAUGUAGCGCUCUGGAAGUGUUCACGCAAAAACCUCAAACGGUUAAAAUAAAACGGUCCAAAUUCAAAGACAUGGAUCUUCAAAACAAUACUAUCACGGUCAUCGGGAUAACUGUGUUUCUAGUUAUAUUGGUCCUGAACGCGUUGUUCGAUGUCUUGAAAGUCAAAGAAGAAGAACGAGCUAGAAGGAGAUUGAAUCCAGAUGGAGAAAGGAGACAGUCGUUGGCUGAGUUUGCUAAUAAGAAAAUGCUGCGAAGGGAGUCAAGCAAAUUUAGUCUGCACUUAUUCCAGAUCGCAGAAUCUGAAGCGACUCCCAGUGAGGAGAAAAAGAGCCCUCGAGAAAGCAGGCCGUAUACUCGAGCAGAGUCCAUUAAUUCAUACCUCGGUGAGAAAAAUAUGACCAAAAACUCAGCCCCAGCGUCAAUUGGAGUCACUCCUGUGGAACACAAAUUAGUAAAGAGGGAGUCAGUUUCAAAGCUGAUUGAUAAUAAAUUACAAUGGCUGCCCCAAAGACCCGUGUACAAUUACCAUCACUGCGAAUUCAGAUUCUGGCGAAACCGAAGUCUGAGCACAAUACCCUAUUCCCUGUGGUACCAUAUGUUUAGAGGGCAACAGACUAGAAGCCUUAAUAUAGGAUGUUUUGGCAAUUCAAUAUGUAACGACUCAAAGUACAACGAUACACUCUUGCUACAACUGAGACAAAUUAACAAUGAAUCUAAUAGAAGAGAAAUACAUUUUCCUAGAAAGUUUGAACACAUUUUAGAUAGAAAUAUCAUUACUACACCAAGUCUUGUGGAACUAUGCAAAAGAAAAUUUUACCAAAUGCUCGAUAGUGCUUCAAAAAGAUUGACUACAUCACCAACUAUUAGUGUCUAUUCUGAUGUUAAUUAUGACGAAAAUUUGGAAAACAAUAACAAUAUCAAUAAUCUUCAAGAGCAUUUUGAAGAGUUCAAUCUGAAGAAUGGUUUGUGUUCUAAAAAGGAUAUUAACGAAGAAUACUAUGAGAAAUGCAAAGGAGAUACGAAAGUAGACAAACUGUUCAUCAAAGCUAAAAUGAAAGGAUACUGUGUUCCAUCGGACAUUGUGGAAGAACACUUUUAUUAUUUACCGAAAUUCCUUAAGGAUGAUUUAUGCAAUGGACCUAUAUCGAGAUGUGAAAAUGUGGACUGCAAAAAACCUUUAUUCGAUUUCGUCUAUUUCGAAUUUUGCUUAGAAAAAAUAAUUUUAAUUGAAAAUACCGAAGAUGUUUUAAUAAACGCCGAAUUUUGUUCCAAAUCUUGUGCUGAAAAAUGGAAAACUGGCAAAGCUCUCCUGACAUGGGAGUUCACUUUUACAAAAUAAUAUUAUGUAGAUAGAUUGGUGUCUGGCUGGUU
Messenger RNA from Maniola jurtina (meadow brown), 1746 nucleotides. Its product is annotated as leucine-rich repeat-containing protein 28-like. Lineage: Eukaryota; Metazoa; Arthropoda; Insecta; Lepidoptera; Nymphalidae. Gene Ontology annotation, molecular function: protein binding. The coding region runs from base 161 to 1714 and encodes 517 amino acids. The transcript has 5 exons. The record is from RefSeq and is a predicted model, not a curated record.